CUCUGUGUGACGCUCCACGGAGGAUCGGGAGCUGCUCUCUGUUGCAGAGGAAUGUCGCUGCUGUGUGUGUCUGUGUGUGUGUGUGUGCGCGUGUGUGUCGGGACCACAGACUGGAUGGAGGUCUGACAGACGCUUCUGAGUAGAAGAUGUCGGGAUUGCAGUUUGCUGUCACGUCAGAGAACCAUGAUGCUUAUAACAACAUGGUAGUUCCUUCCACUGCUGACUGUCAAGCAAGAACAAUCGUCCAGGUCUAAGGAAACAGCUGCUUCAUUCAGAGACAAUACUGAGUAAUUCGGCAUCAGAUUUGCUUCUAAGCAUGGACCCUUAAAUUCCUCAGCUAUCAGCACACACUGGUACUCUAUACCGUCAGUUGUGGUGUGACAAAUUGUUCGGGGAGUUCCACUUUACUAUCGCUCGUUUCUGUACAAGCUUGUGAAGCGUCGUGAAGAUGUUUUCUGCGCUGAAGAAGCUGGUGGGAUCUGAGCCAGGCCAGCUCAGGGACAAGAAUAUUCCAGCUGGCCUGCAGUCGAUGAACCAAAGUCUGCAGAGGCGCUUCGCCAAGGGGGUUCAGUAUAAUAUGAAAAUAGUCAUCCGGGGUGAUAGAAACACUGGAAAGAGUACUUUAUGGCAUCGACUGCAGGGCAAGAAGUUUGUGGAGGACUACAUACCCACUCAGGAGAUCCAAGCCACAAGCAUCCAUUGGAAUUACAAAACUACUGAUGAUGUGGUCAAGGUGGAGGUUUGGGACGUGGUGGACAAAGGCCAAAAAUAUCCUCUUCCUGAAGGUGUAGGAAAAGGCAAGAGGCGAGGAGACAACUUGAAACUGGAGAAUGAGCCCCAAGAGUCAGAUGAGGUGGCCCUGGAUGCCGAGUUCCUGGACGUAUACAAGAACUGCAAUGGAGUCAUCAUGAUGUUUGACAUUACCAAGCAGUGGACAUUUAACUACAUCCUGAGGGAACUGCCCAAAGUACCCACCCAUGUGCCGGUGUGUGUUUUGGGAAACCACAGGGACAUGGGCGAGCAUCGUGUCAUCCUCCCUGAUGAUAUAAGGGACCUGAUUGCUGGACUGAACAGACCAAUGGGAUCCUCUUAUAUCCACUAUGCUGAGUCGUCUAUGAAGAAUGGCUUUGGCUUGAAAUACCUGCACAGAUUUUUCAACAUCCCCUUCUUGCAGCUACAGAGAGAGACCCUCCUGAGGCAGCUGGAGACCAACCAGCUGGACAUGGACGCCACCCUGGAGGAGCUCUGUGUCCAGCAGGAGACUGAGGACCAAAACUAUGAGAUUUUCCUUGAGAACUUGGAGACUCGCAGUAAGAACUAUGGCUCUCCUGGUCCAGCCAACGGUUCCUCCUCAGGCUCCCAGUCCCCCAUCGUCCCUCCCAGUGGUGCCUCCACUGGCAGCUCCAGCCCCAGCACCCCUCAGCCCCCCAUCCCCUCCCAAGUGCUCCCACAGUCACCGUCUGUGUCAGUGUCCUCUCCUCCACCUCCCACAGCGGUGGUUAGCGCAGCAGCUUCACCAACUGCUGAGGUAAAACCAUCAGCUCAGUCUCCCGAACAUCAACAGUCCUCAGCAGCAUCUAGUGCAUUGUCCUCCCAGAAACGUGGCUUCAUCUCUCGCUGGUUUGGUUCAUCACCUGCUGCUGAUGCUCCUGUUCCUGCGUCAGAGGACCCUGCUGCACCAGUGUGUCCUGCUAAGGUUCAGAGUGUGGAUGAUUUUGUGCCAGAUGAGAGACUGGACAGGAGUUUCCUUGAGGACAGCCUGCCCUCGAAAAACAAGGGGCCUCAACCUGCACCAGCUCGAGCUGUGGACAGUGACAGUGAUGGUGAAGGCAGAGGAAACCCCAUGGUGUCUGGUUUCCAGGAUGAGCUUGAUCCUGAUGACACUGAGCCCAGUCUUCCUCAGCCUAAGACCCUACCCCCCAGUAAAGAUAUCACUCUAACCAGUGACGAGGAGGAGGGAGUACCAGCAGCCCUCACCAUCACACAGGACCAAGACCUGGACAGUGAACCUGACCUGAAGGCGCCUGUGAUUCAUAUCACAAAACCAAAGGUGGCAUCUAAAGCUCCAGAGCCCAGAGGUCAGACCACAGCGCCCAUCUCCCUCACUUUAAUCCCAGCAACAGAGCAGCCGGCCCGACACCAAGGCAAGAAGAAGGCAAACACACCCAAGGCUGAAGACUCUGACACAGACCCCGAGGCUCCUGUCGCCCAGCAAAUGCUCUCUUUCAUCAUGGAUGACCCCGACUUUGAGUCUGAAGCAUCAGACACACCAAAAAUAGCAACGGAUGCAUUUCCAAUCAGGGAUGAGCUCCUGUCCGACCUCUCUGAUGAUGACAUGCAGAUAGCCAAAGUGCCAGAACCUCUGAAGCCCACUGUGAUCUCCUUUAAACAAAAGGACGAUACCGAUCUGUUUGGCCUCGGCAUCCAAGAGGAGGCUCCGGCAGUAAAGGACAGCAGCGAGGAACAGGAAGAGAAAGAAAGCAAAUACUCAAAAGAGAAGAAGAAAAAGAAGAAGAAGAGCAAAGAGGAGGAUGAUAAAUCCAAGAAGAAACACAAACACAAGAAAAAGGAAAAAGACGAUGCUGCUGCAGAAGAUGACAAAGAGAAAGAGAAAAAGAAAAAGAAACCCCGGACCAAGAAAACAGAAGUGGAUGAACUGGAGGACUUUCUGGGCGGAGGAGCAGGAUUGAUUAAAAGAGAUGACGGAGAUUAUGAAGAACUAUAAAAGUUUUAUUAGGAAAUGGAGCCACUGAACAGCAACGAGGGACAUGGUUAUUUAAAAACUCCUGGUUCCUUGACUUGUAUGUGCAUAAAGCAGCAUCUCCAAGCCAUACGCAAUACGCAAGGCUACCAUCAACACCCAGGUAAAAUCAAGGACUCUGGUACCUGUAUGUUCCUUCUGACUGAUUUUCCUCAUCUGCACAUCUGCUGUCACUUCCAUUCUAACCAGUAAGAAAAAGCAAGGACGCCCAUAAGUACGGUAGUGAGCUGUGGCGUAAAAAUUAAUAAUUUGUUCUUUUUACUUUAACAUGAUUGAAUAUGUUGGGUUUAAUAUUUUUCUUUGAUGCGUUCUCCAAGUGAUCCACUCCAAAUUAGCUGCUGUAAAUAAGGUUGUCAUUGUGUCUUAGUGUUUGUGUGGUUGGCGUAAUAAUUGAGAGCAUGCUCAAAGUGAUGACUGACUCCUUAGGGACUCCAUAUUGUUCAUUAUUUUUUUCUAUUUCCUGUUUGUUGGCUGAAAUGGGUUUAAGCAGUUCUUUAGUCUAGUCUCUCUAAAUAUGAGCAGUGAAGAAGAGUCCAGAGUGAUUUGAUAUGAGAAUCUUGUUGAUUACUAACAGAGGAAAUGACUUCUCCUCUUUGUUCACACUAAGCCGGCUCCAUUUUUUUCUCUCCUUUGCUCCUUUGUCCACACUAAACCCAUUUUUAUCCAAAAGAUUUGCUUUCUCAAACAUUUGAUUAAUCUUGAGACAUCUGAGUGUAGACUGACGUGCUGUGGCUGUGUGGUAAAGAAGUCAAGAAGACACAUUUCACUUGCCUUUAUCUCUGUGAUGACCUUUUUUUAAUUGACACAGAUUGUCAGAAGGCUGCUUGGUCGGACUUUCUCAUGGUAAUAGUGAUUGCACUAACUUUUAGGGUGAGCAGAACAGGAAAUACCAUCAGGUACUUUUUACAAACCACGAUCAAUUCACUGUUUACAUUCAGAAAAUAAAAAUCCACAAAAACGAGGUGAAUCAUGAGCUCAGUUCUAUUUACUUCCAUUUACGGCUGGCAUUCAAGUAGAUAUCCUAUCUCCUAUAGCCAAGGAGGUUGUUUUUCGUCUGAAUUUGUUUGUUUGUCUGUUGGUUAGCAGGAUUACACAAAAACUACUGGAUGGUGGAAGGAUGUGGCAUGGGUUAGGAGAGAAGGCAUUACAUUUUGGUGUUGAACAGGGACAAGAUCCCAGGUUUUUUUUCCAAUUAAACUUUAAAGUUACAAGAUGCAGGAUUUUUCAACUUUAUCAUAGAUUUGUUCGAGAAUAAUUCAUGCAUUUUAAUGGACACAUUAAAGACGUGUUCAGGGGACUGAUAUCUAUAAGCGUGUGCGAUUGGGUGCAGAUCCAAAUUUGAAUUUGGUUUCAUUAGGAGACUUUUGGGCCCUGAUGGAUGUAUGUGCUCUACUGUGUGUCAGUCUAGUUUUGUAUUGGCCAGACUGUAUGUGGCGGUGGUCAGGCUCAGACUGUUAGUGGAUCUCAGUCAGGCACUGUCAUGUUUCCAUGAUGUCUCAGUGUGAAUGGAGAUGUUUUACAAAAGCCCUAACGUGGACAGCAUUUUAGAAAUUAGCUGGCUUAGUGUGGAUCUAGUGAAACUAAUAACAGUCUCUAGCCCAGCGUUGGCCUUUGUCACCACCUGAAGCUUCUUUGGCUGCUACGAACUAUCUUCCUGCCCUGCGCCCUGCCCUCCUCUUUGCCACGCUAAACAGGCUACAUAUUCUACAAGUCCUCUUCAUGUUUUCUGCUGUUGCCUUGAUGGAGGUUACUACAAAGGACUGGUGUGCCGCUCUCCUCAUGAACCAUUAUUAAGUGUUCUUAAUGUAAACGAUUUGGUUAUUGGUGGGGUUAAGAAUGUCCUAAAGCCUUUUUAUUUGCUGAACAGAAUCUGUCCUCCUGUUGUAAGAUUGCAGUGAAUCACUACGUGUGUUUGUCUUUUUCUUUACUUUUGUUUGAUUCUCAGCAGACAAUAACAACAACACCAUUCUUCUAAACAAAGUAUUAUUUUUCUGUAAGUGCAACAUUUCCAAAACACUCAUGUCAUUGUUUUAUUCUUGUGUUAUUUAUUGCUUUGGCUUUGUUGUUGUUCUGACAUGUCAGUUUUGUUUGUGUGAUUUGUUCUGUCAUCAACAGUCGAAAACAUCAUGUAGCUUUUUUUAUGGCGUACCCUUGUUCACAUUUGUGAACCUUGUCUUGUAAAACAUUCUCCAGCGGUUUGUCUCCAGUGCUUUUGGGAGGAAAAAUACAGUGAUAUGAACUUCUGCUCUUCUCGUGUGUAACUUCUUUUGUCCAGACGCCUCAAACCGUGGCUGAGACGGAGAUUACGUUUAGUAUCUUCCAUGAACUGCAUCACCAAAAUGUUUCAAAUGAGUAAAGCAUUCUUGCACCUAAGAAAAAUAAUGUGUAUUUUUAGACCUGUUUUGACAAGUGACAGAUUUCAUACAUUUUCCAUCUCCCAUACACAUGGUUACACUGUUGGUUUACAAAGAAAUAAUGUUUGAUAUUCCAAAGUUGAAACUAUGCAGCAUUGAUCCUGAAUACUGUACGCUGUUUGUUUGUUUUGUUUUUUUCGGGGGGGGGUUGGUUUGUCAUGUGAUUGAGGAUAAAUGCUGAUAGCAGUUUCAAGCUAAGCAUGACACUUAAAUGUACAGUAAAAAGAGAAUGUAUAAAGUAUAUAAAUAUAUAUUCGAAGAGCUUUGUUCCAAAAUGUUGUCUACACCAUGCGGGAACAUUGUCCCUGAAAUCUUAUCAAAUGAUUUUAACAGGAAAGUUCCAGAAGGGACGUGAUAAUAAAAUCAUGUUAACUAAAGUAAUAAUUCACUAAUAUUAUACACUCAGUUGUCAGUUUGCACAUGUCUAUAUAACUACAACUUUUGCAGUCUUAAUGGACUUUAUAGUGAUGAGUUUGUGUGGAUAUAUAAAGAGGUGAUGAUUCAACUGUAGAAUAAUAUCAGUCAUCAGUUUGUGAGAUGCUGUUGAACUACAUUGUAUUAUGCUGACAGGUAUUCCUAUAUUAUUAUAUCCAUUAUAUAGUAAUGAAGUGACACAGCAGCACCGAUUACAUCCUCUUAAAAUGAUAUCUUCAUGGAGGAAUGUUGUGUUAGACUGUUAGUUUUAGCAAGGUGUUGCUAUUAAACUGCCAGCUGAGUGUAUAUUAGAAAUACUACAUUUUGGAUAUUGUUUUCUGCAUGGAUGUAUGAUAUUUAGGAAUGAAAUUCUUCAUUUAAUUUUCACCCCAUGACAUUUCUCAUCUUUACACUGUGUGUCAGUUUGCUCAUGUUUGGUUUGUCCAAUAAAUGCAAACUUAUUUCUUCAUAAA
Molecule: messenger RNA, 6062 nt
Organism: Paralichthys olivaceus (Japanese flounder)
Lineage: Eukaryota; Metazoa; Chordata; Actinopteri; Pleuronectiformes; Paralichthyidae
Gene: rabl6b
Product: RAB, member RAS oncogene family-like 6b
Cellular component (GO): nucleus; cytosol
Molecular function (GO): GTP binding
Source: RefSeq, a predicted model, not a curated record